CUUUCUCUCAUUCUCUCUCAUUUACUGCUGAUUGCGCUCGGAAAUUCAUGUCCCAUCUGAAACACACAGGCGGCCCACAAUUGGUCGAACACCGUUCGGUUGAUCAUCAAGAACGCCGCUCGGUAUGGCAGCCGGUUCAUGCUCGCGCGAUCGUGGCACUGAGAUUGCACCGCAAACUUAUCUCACACAACCUGAAUGCAGUAAUCUCAACCCCGAUCGCCAAUUCUGAGGCGAGGCGGCACGAUGCCCCUGCGCAACAGGGUCGUUCAUAUGAGGCAAAGCGAACGGGUGGAAGAGGCGUCGAUGUGAUUAGCAGGAACAUAGACGUACACUGGAGCAAAGCGCAGAGGGAAAGCGUAGGACAAUGUGCACAGGCGUAGGACAAUGUGCACAGGUGAAAUGAGGGGAAAUGUGGAGGGUGCUACUUGUUCUUCGUCGCUCUGGAAGCAAACGUAUCAGCGUCUUAUUCGCCCGUUCCCACUCCGUGGAACGGGAACUCACUUGUACACGAAACGUUUCCGCGUAUGCGAAAAUUCGCCUAGCU
Molecule: messenger RNA, 544 nt
Organism: Heterobasidion irregulare TC 32-1
Lineage: Eukaryota; Fungi; Basidiomycota; Agaricomycetes; Russulales; Bondarzewiaceae
Exons: 1
Coding region: 48-380 (110 amino acids)
Source: RefSeq, a predicted model, not a curated record